AAAAGAUGGUGUUAUUGAACCUGGAAUUGAAUUCAGACCCAUUAAAAGAUUGGAAGUUGCAAUCAGAUUGGUACUCUCCAACUCGCCUUCACAACAGUCCUGUUGUUUACGAUUUCCCGGGCGAUCGGUUUAUACCCAACAGGAGUUUGAUGGAUCUUGAUCAAGCCUGCAGCCUGUUGACCAACAGAACCAAUUAUCCCACCAAAUGCAAUUUCGGUGCAAAAUACCGAAAAAUAAUGGAGGAAAAUCUGACUUUAGAUAGUGAAGGAAGACCCUUUAGAAUGCUUGCUUUUAGAGGAAGUCCGAAAUUCAGUAGAAAGUCAAUUCGAUAUAUUGAUGAGCUUCGUCGUAGUGAUGAAGAAAAUUUGAACAACAUAAGUGAGCAUCCAAUCCAACAAAGAAAAUUUCAGCGGAGAGAAACCAGAAUACUAGAUGCACCACUUCUCCAAGACGAUUUCUAUAUGAAUGUAAUGGAUUGGGGGAAGAACAACAUUCUUGCGAUUGGACUGGGACGAGAUGUGUACUUAUGGAAUGCUACGAAUAGAAGCAUACAUCAUAUAUAUAAAUCGGAUCACGUGAAUGACCAUCCUUCUAGUAUUUCAUGGUCUCAAGACAGCAAAAUGCUGGCGGUGGGUCAUGCACGCUCAGAGAUCGAUAUAUGGGACGCACACGCAUCCAAAAUUAUCAAAACACUAAAAGGUCAUACCAAAAUGGUAGGAGCAACUUCAUGGAAUGGUCACAUAUUAACAUCAGGCAGUAGAAAAGCCAUUUUGAAUCAUGAUGUUCGGGCUAGAAACACUUUGGUAUCAUCUGUAAAGGCGCACAGAAGUACAGUGUGUGGCUUGAAAUGGUCAAUGAAUGGUAACUUACUGGCUAGUGGCGGUGAUGAUAAUGUUGUAUACAUAUGGGAAGCGUCACAGAUGAACUCAGCCAGGUUCGUGCACCGGUUUACAAACCAUGUUGCUGCAGUGAAGGCUUUAGCUUGGUGCCCUUAUAAUUAUGAAGUGCUGGCCUCUGGUGGUGGUUCACAAGAUGGGUGCAUUAAGUUAUGGAACACUCAAAAAGGGACUUGUAUUACUAGUGUCAACACAGAAGCACAGAUUUGUGGGCUAGAAUGGAACAGACAUUAUAAGGAGAUAGCAAGUGCACAUGGGUAUAGCUUCAAUCAUGAACGUAAGAACGCACUGUCACUGUGGAGGUACCCUUCAAUGGUUAAAGUGGGUGACAUAAGGAGCCACCAGUCUCGAGUUUUGCAGCUGUCUCAGAACCCUGAUGGGUUGACAUUGGUGUCGGCUGGUGCUGAUGAAACACUUCGGUUUUGGGAGUUUUUCGGGCCACCGCCACCAGCUAAGAGGCCAUGCAGUGUCCUGUCGUUAAAGGCACUCCAUAUAAGAUAGAUGAAAAAUAGAUGAUCCGUGCAAUAUCUUAGCGUAGCAUUAACAGUCCUGAUGUAUGAAGUAAGAACAUUAGAGAUGCAUUUGUUAAUAUCUUGUAGUAUACCUUGAAUGUUAUGGAUUAAUUGGCCAAAUAAACAUAAGAGGAUUGAACGGUUAUAUUUCAAAGUAAACUCUGACUUUUCAUUAAAAUGUUGUAUAAGAAUAUUGGAAAAUGGAAU
Molecule: messenger RNA, 1615 nt
Organism: Erigeron canadensis
Lineage: Eukaryota; Viridiplantae; Streptophyta; Magnoliopsida; Asterales; Asteraceae
Product: cell division cycle 20.5, cofactor of APC complex-like
Exons: 7
Coding region: 6-1397 (463 amino acids)
Biological process (GO): positive regulation of anaphase-promoting complex-dependent catabolic process; anaphase-promoting complex-dependent catabolic process; positive regulation of ubiquitin protein ligase activity
Cellular component (GO): anaphase-promoting complex
Molecular function (GO): protein binding; anaphase-promoting complex binding; ubiquitin ligase activator activity
Source: RefSeq, a predicted model, not a curated record